Mesoplodon densirostris (Blainville's beaked whale) is the source of this 435-nucleotide messenger RNA. Its product is annotated as ORM1-like protein 1. The transcript has a single exon. NCBI's taxonomy places the organism in Eukaryota, Metazoa, Chordata, Mammalia, Artiodactyla, Ziphiidae. Gene Ontology annotation, biological process: ceramide metabolic process; negative regulation of ceramide biosynthetic process; intracellular sphingolipid homeostasis. The record is from RefSeq and is a predicted model, not a curated record. Gene Ontology annotation, cellular component: endoplasmic reticulum membrane.
AUGAAUGUUGGAGCGGCCCACAGUGAGGUGAAUCCAAAUACCCGUGUAAUGAACAGCCAGGGUAUGUGGCUGACAUAGGCAUUGGGAGUUGGCUUGCUUCAUAUUGUUUUACUCAGUAUUCCCUUCUUCAGUGUUCCUGUUGCUUGGACCUUAACAAAUGUUAUACAUAAUCUGGGCAUGUAUGUAUUUCUGCAUGCGGUAAAAGGAACACCAUUUGAAACUCCUGACCAGGGUAAAGCGAGGCUCCUAACUCAUUGGGAACAACGGGACUAUGGAGUACAGUUUACAUCUUCAAGGAAGUUUUUCACAAUUUCUCCAAUAAUUCUAUAUUUUCUGGCAAGUUUCUAUACAAAGUAGGAUCCAACUCACUUCAUCAUAAACACAGCUUCUCUCCUGAGUGUGCUAAUUCCCAAAAUGCCACAGCUACAUGGUGUU